GCCGAUGGUCCUUGUGAUGGAUGGUACGUUAAUUAUUUCCUCACUUUCAGUUUACCCCAAGCCCGAGGCAACGGCAUUCAACGCUUGAUGUCAACGCUCCAUUCAGACAACACUUUUUUACUCAAUUUGAUCUUUACCUAUCUCUCGUGGUUUGAAACCCUAAUCGUCAAGCGUCCGUUAUCGCAAGUGACCAUGCGUUCCUUCACCCCCUCGCGCCCUGCGGAAGUCGAACGAAGCCUUAGUGGUGGGAUUGAGGAGAAGAAGUUGGGGAUCUGUUCAAAGAUGAAUAGGUCACGGGCUUUGAAUAGCUGGGAUAGAGGAAUCAUUCCGGAUAUCCUUCGACUAGAUACACAUGUGUAUACACUGUAUCUAGUGACCGCGAGCGAUUUUGUCAGCGUACUCCUCCCACAAACGAUGUUUUCUAUCUUUGCCUGCAUGUCGACCCAUUUUACAACAGACCACAAGGGGCUUUCGGUUGUCGAUUUCCUCCCUCGCCUGCAUCUCGUCGUUGCUUGGAUCUGGCUCCAAUUAUUGGUUCUGGAUCUCGCAAACCAACGACUCCCCGAUUCAGUUGCCGAAGACGAAAUCAACAAACCAUGGCGGCCGAUUCCUUCGAAACGUUUAAGCAGAGAUGGGGCCCGACAACUGCUGGUGGUCAGCAUCGUGCUCACGUUGGGAUUCUCCACCUACACGAGCAGCAUCCCCCAUACUCUUGUUUUGUUCUUGUUGAACUGGUUGUACAACGAUUUGGGUCUGGCAAAUGACCACUGGGUAUUGCGCAAUCUCCUUAAUGCACUUGGCAUCACAUCCAUUGGAGCUGGUGCUACGCAAGUUGCAUUCGGUCCAGACUAUGGCAUUGAUGCCAAGGCGUUGCAUAAAUGGUGGCUGUUGUGUGCCGGCAUGAUCUUAACAACAAUCCAUGGCCAGGAUUUGUAUGAUCAGGAGGGUGACGCGAAACGAUGCAGAAAAACGGCACCGUUGGUCCUUGGUGACAAUGUUGCCCGCUGGACCAUUCUCGUUCCAGUAUUGGCGUGGAGUGGAAUCAUGCCAGCCUCGUUAGGCAUGAGACCCUCGACAGAGUUGAUAGGAUGCGUGUUACCGAUUCUCUUUGGCUGCCUCGUUUCGUCCCGCCUCUUAUUCUGGCGUACCGUACAAGCCGACAAGACAACGUUCAAAUGCUGGGCUACGUGGAGUGUUUGUCUGUAUGCGCUCCCACUGUUUAAGAGCAUGGAAUAGAUGCAUGAUCAAUGUGGAGAAGGUCUUGUUAGUAUUUGGAUAAAACCUUCGGUUACAUUUGCUAUCACAAUCUGUCUUCCUAACGACUUGUAUUCUUGUCUCUUUCGCGUUCAAAUGUGCAAGGCUCAAAAUCAAGAGGCGAGGGCGGCAGGACACGACGAAGAGAAAAAUACGGAAGAGGGUUUUAAAAAGAGGAACAAGGAGGAAAUAACAAUUUGGAUAGAAAAUAGAUGGGGAACGAAAAUAGAAACGAAGAUUGGAUAGAUG
Ilyonectria robusta is the source of this 1503-nucleotide messenger RNA. Its product is annotated as UbiA prenyltransferase family-domain-containing protein. Gene Ontology annotation, cellular component: membrane. The record is from RefSeq and is a predicted model, not a curated record. Lineage: Eukaryota; Fungi; Ascomycota; Sordariomycetes; Hypocreales; Nectriaceae. The coding region runs from base 88 to 1236 and encodes 382 amino acids. The transcript has 2 exons. Gene Ontology annotation, molecular function: transferase activity, transferring alkyl or aryl (other than methyl) groups.